This is a messenger RNA of Magnusiomyces paraingens, 1542 nucleotides long. RefSeq lists its product as uncharacterized. The transcript has a single exon. The record is from RefSeq and is a predicted model, not a curated record. Bases 1 to 1542 code for a protein of 513 amino acids. NCBI's taxonomy places the organism in Eukaryota, Fungi, Ascomycota, Dipodascomycetes, Dipodascales, Dipodascaceae.
AUGUCAAAGCUUUUAUGGAGCUUUUCAGUAUGCAAUCCUCAGAUCAAACAUGAAGAACCUGGUGACACGGUUCCACUACAACCCCAGAGAGUCAGCCGAUUUGCAGCAUCACGGCACGCACAAUUCAAACUUCCAGGGGAAAAUGCGGGGAUAACAACUGUAUUUCAAGUGUAUGCUCAUGGAAUCAGCCCAGAUAACAAUAACAUGAUAACUGACUAUGUGGAAGAGAUUGAGCGGCUCAUUGAAUCUGCAGACUACGAUGUGACACUAGUGGCAGCUACCAGUGACGGGAGAAUGUUUAGUACGAAUGUGAAACAACACAACAUUGGAUAUUUUUUAGCAGAAGGAUUUGCAGAGACUGAAAAAACAUACAGGCAGGCUGAGUUGGCGGAUUCACUUGUUCAGGUGUUGUUUGGGACGCAGAGUUUGCGACCACCCCCCGUUUGGUUGACUACUAGAGUUAAUGGUGAUAGUGGGAGUAGUGGCAUGUUAGUUUUGGAAAUUCGGCGAGGAUACCGUGCAAGAGGAGCAGCUCACUGGUCUGCAUAUGAAGCUAUGCUUCUUGGAGAGAUUCCAUUGCAUGCCAUGAAUAGAGGAGGAUCUGAGAGUACCAACACUGUGCAUAAUAUGUUGAUUCAAGGAACAGCGCAGUUGAUGGGAGCCAAAACACAGAUUUUGAAGCAGAAGGAGCAUGAGCGACAAUUGGAAGUCCAAUUGGAGGAAUUUUUACAAAGCAAAGCUCUUGAAGAAGCUGAUUUGUUGGAGAAGAUGCUGAUGCUUUUGAAUAAGAAGAAGGAGAAACUAGAGCAAUUGCGGGAAGGCGUUGACAUUCCGGAUGAUGAUGAUGCUGCGCUGUAUGAUUUUUACGCCAAGGUCGGUGAAUACAGUGUUUUUGAUACCGAAGGGCGGAUGAAGGAGGGAGGAGUUGUUCCCAUAAGGCCUGAGGUUUUGCAGUUAGCCAGCCAGCCUGUUGGAAAUAAUGAAGGGGUGGGUACUAGUCAGGCAUUAGUUUCAAUAUCGCCUAUGGGGUCACCAGCCCCAAGAGCACUAGAGUCUGAACUAGGAUCGGAACCAAUAGCAGCACCAUUAUCAGAAACACUUUUUGGAUUACCCACUAAAAAAGAAUUACCCGAGAAGCAUGUUUUGGACCUGCAUAGACAAGACAACGGUAGAAGUGAUUCCAUGGAAGAUGCAACUGCUACAUUGGAAGCGAGCCUUGCCGAACUGAACGCACCAGAGGCUCCGUGGCGUCGGUUUAUUCGGCGGCGUAAGGAACAGCAGGAGGUUGAGGGUGGGGAUGGGAGUGAAGGAUCUGUUGUUAAUGACAGUGCAGCUAACCAAGGUGAUAGAGAGCAGGAACCGGAACAGAUUAUGGCUGAGAAUGACGAGAGUACGGAUGAAAGCACAGACACCAGUCAUGACAGUGAAGAUGAUAGAGAUGAGGAGAUGAUGGUUCACAAGUCUUCGGUCACCUUAGCAGCAGCACAUUCUGAAAAAACUGUGAUUACCGAUAAUUUUGACGACGGAUCCGAAACAGACUGA